AUGGAACAGCAUAGAGUCUGCAUCUUAUCCAAAGAGGAAGCACGGAGUCCGCUAAAUCUUGAAGACUACUAUGACAUUGAUCGCAAAAUGUCAAAACCAGGCUUUAAAACCGCCGACGGUAAAUUUAACUGGCACUGUAGUUGCGUUAGUAGCUACGUAACUGGCCCUUGUGGGUAUUUCUUCCGCAAAUUUCUGUCGAACAUGGAACGUUUCAUGAGUGCCACAGAAGAUGGACCCAACGAAGAAGCCAGGACGUCUUUUGAGAAAUAUUACAAUGAACUGACCACAUGCAUGGGCAAAUACCCUAAGUAUUAUCAGCCGAUUCUCGAGCAGUAUGAAUCGAGUUUACAGGACAUUUUAACCGAACAGACCGACUCAUAG
This is a messenger RNA of Dibothriocephalus latus, 381 nucleotides long. The record is from the annotation of a GenBank genome assembly. NCBI's taxonomy places the organism in Eukaryota, Metazoa, Platyhelminthes, Cestoda, Diphyllobothriidea, Diphyllobothriidae.